This is a messenger RNA of Acomys russatus (golden spiny mouse), 393 nucleotides long. Its product is annotated as 60S acidic ribosomal protein P2-like. The record is from RefSeq and is a predicted model, not a curated record. Gene Ontology annotation, molecular function: structural constituent of ribosome. Lineage: Eukaryota; Metazoa; Chordata; Mammalia; Rodentia; Muridae. Gene Ontology annotation, biological process: cytoplasmic translational elongation. Gene Ontology annotation, cellular component: ribosome; cytosolic large ribosomal subunit.
AUGCCACUGAAGUCAGUUUGUGAUGGAGGCCUGUCCAUCACAAACAGGCAUUAUGUAGCCUCUUAUCUGCUGGCUGCCCUUGAGAGCAAUUCAUUUCCCAGCAUCAAGGAUACCAAGAAGACCCUAGGCAGUGUGGACAUGGAGGCGGGCGAUGACUGGCUCAACAAGGUCAUUAGUGAAAUAAAUGGAAAAAAUAUUAAAGAUGUCAUCACCCAGGGUGUUGGCAAGCUUCCAAGUGUGCCUGCUGAUGAAGCUGUGGCUGUUUCUGCUGUCCCUGGCCCUGUAGCUCCUGAAGCUCCUGCAGCUUCUGCCCCUGAUGCAACAGAGAAGAAGAAAGAUGAAAUGGAGCCUGAGGAGUAAGAUGAUGAUAUUGGACUUGGCUUGCUUGCUUAA